Messenger RNA from Stegodyphus dumicola, 1091 nucleotides. RefSeq names its product annexin A3-like. Lineage: Eukaryota; Metazoa; Arthropoda; Arachnida; Araneae; Eresidae. The record is from RefSeq and is a predicted model, not a curated record. Gene Ontology annotation, cellular component: cytoplasm; vesicle membrane; nucleus. Gene Ontology annotation, molecular function: phosphatidylserine binding; calcium-dependent phospholipid binding; calcium ion binding.
AUUUUCAGGGAACUAUAGGACCGACAGCUGAUUUCAACGCAGAAAAAGUGGCAGCGCGAUUAAGGAAAGCUAUGCGUGGUAUUGGUACAGAUGAAAAGGUGAUAAUUGACAUUCUAACUGGCCAUAAUAAUGUUCAAAGGCAAAUCAUAAAGAAAAAAUACAAAACAAUUUACGGCAGGAUUCUGACCGAUGACAUCAAAGCUGAGCUAGGAGGGCAUUUUGAAGACGUUUGCUUAGCUCUGUUGUGCCCCCUUGUAGAAUACAUUGUGGAUUGCCUGUAUUUUGCUGUUAAGGGUCUUAAGACGGAUGAAAACUGCAUAAUUGAAAUUCUCGUUUCAUUGGAAUAUAUGGAGCUUAAAUAUGUUAAAUCUGUCUUCAGGGAAAAAUAUGACGAUGAUUUGGGAGAGUUCCUCUGCAGUGGUUUAAGAGGCGAUAUGAGAAAGCUAAUUUCGACUUUGACAUCACGUGAUCGUGAACACUACGUUGAAGUCGACGAACAAUCAGCAGUCGUCGAUGCUCACCACCUAUACGAUGCUGGUUUAUCGAAAAGCUGGGGUAGUGAUGAAGAUCUGUUCAUAAAUAUUCUUGCUACUCGAAGCAAAAAUCAACUACGAGCCACAAUAGCAGCGUACGAAAGAAUAGCUGGGCAUCUCAUGGAAGAAGCUAUCAAAUCCGAAUUCGGUGGAAACAUCAGACAUGCUCUUUUAGCUAUUGUAGCGAACGAGCAUACUAAUCCCGGAAGAACGUCCGUUAAUGCUAGUAAAACUACUCAACCAACAUCUGCUCCAUUUCCAGCGCCUGUUCCUGCACCGGAGAAGCCACCUGCCCAGUUUCUAGCCCAACCUGCGGUACCCGACGACAACUCCUGUACUGAUACUCUCAGGAGUGUUUUCCAAAUCUCCCGGGAAUUCGGCAUAGACCAGAGGCUACUUCUAGCUGAAGGCUCUACUUCAUCUUCAUCUACAUUCAACGACCCAAAUAGAGAAGACCUCCUCAUCGGAUUCUGGAAUGCAAACGGCGUUCUUCCAAAAACUCAUGAAUUACGGGAUUAUAUCAGUGAGCAUGCUGUGGACUUCUUCCUUGUUCAGUAA